AUGAAACAGAGGAGGAUGGUAGGGCAACAUGUUUAAACGACCAGCAGUUGGCAUUGAUCUCGGGACCACCUACUACUACUUGGGUGUGUUCCAGCAUGGCAAGGUUGAAAUCAUUGCCAACGACCAGAGCAACAGGACCACACCAAGUUAUGUUUCCUUCACAGACUCAGUUAUCGGUGAUGCCGCCAAUAAUCGGGUUGCCAUGAACCCUGCAACACAGUGUUUGGUACGUUUUUAAGUUCUGAUAAUUUAUCAUUAAAUUGCAUUAUUUUAAUUGAAAUUGUAUUUUGUUAGCUGUAUGGUGAGCCAAAGCCUUUUCAUCUAAGUUAUCAAUGAUUCUACUCGACCCAAGCACCAAGUUGAAUACAAAGGAGACACUAAGUCCUUCUACCCAGAAGAAAUUUCCUCUAUGGUUCUGGUGAAGAUGGAGAUUGCUGAAGCCUACCUUGGAAAAACAGUCAACAAUGCAGUUGUUACUGUGCCAGCUUACUUCAAUGACUCCCAGCGCCAGGCAUCCAAAGAUGCUGGGACCAUCUCAGGCCUGAAUGUACUGCAUAUCAUCAAUGAGCCAACUGCUGCUGCCAUUGCCUACGGCUUGGAUAAGACGGUGUAUGAGGGUGAGAGGGCCAUGACCAAGGACAACAACCUGUUGGGCAAGUUUGAGCUGACUGGAAUCCCCCCUGCACCUCGCGGUGUUCCUCAGAUUGAGGUCACCUUUGACAUUGAUGCUAACGACAUCAUGAAGGUGUCUGCAGCUGACAAGCACACUGGCAAGGAGGACAAGAUCACUAUCACCAAUGACAAGGGUAAGUUUGUGGUGGUGGCAUUCAAGGAGGACAUUGAGCGCAUGGUCCAGGAGGCAGAGAAGUACAAGUGUGAGGAUGAUGUGCAGCGUGACAAGGUUUCCGCCAAGAACUCCCUGGAGUCCUACUCUUUCAACAUGAAAUCCACAUUGGAGGAUGAGAAACUACAGGGCAAGAUCAGUGACGAGGAAAAGACCAAGAUUCUGGACAAGUGCAACGAGGUCAUCGGCUGGCUUGACAAGAACUAGACUGCUGAGAAGGAAGAGUAUGAGCACCACCAGAAGGACAUCACCAAGUUGUACCAAGGUGCUGGUAUGCCCGACGGCAUGGCUGGUGGAUUCCCCAGAGCUGGUGGCACGGCUCCUAGAGGCGGUGGGUUAUCUUGACCGACUUGAGGAAGUCGACUAAACCAUUACACUGUUUCUGCAACCAUCUCCCCCUCACAAGCAACGUUUGAAAUGUUCUACCCGUUUGUGACUGAGUCAAUGACUCUUGUCAGUGAGAUUUUAAAGUUAGAAAAAAGGUUGCCUGAUCACACUUCUAUUGCAACUUUGUUUGCUAUAGAACAGUAAGAUUUCACAUGGGGUAUAUUGUGCCUUAAAGACAAAAUAAAACAUGGUGACCUUCCACCUCAACUUCUAAA
Salmo salar (Atlantic salmon) is the source of this 1446-nucleotide messenger RNA. NCBI's taxonomy places the organism in Eukaryota, Metazoa, Chordata, Actinopteri, Salmoniformes, Salmonidae. The record is from RefSeq and is a predicted model, not a curated record.